Messenger RNA from Naumovozyma dairenensis CBS 421, 1851 nucleotides. It is a transcript of the gene ERT1, whose product is annotated as Ert1p. Gene Ontology annotation, biological process: regulation of DNA-templated transcription; cellular response to starvation. The coding region runs from base 1 to 1851 and encodes 616 amino acids. The record is from RefSeq and is a predicted model, not a curated record. Gene Ontology annotation, cellular component: nucleus. Gene Ontology annotation, molecular function: DNA-binding transcription factor activity, RNA polymerase II-specific; RNA polymerase II transcription regulatory region sequence-specific DNA binding; zinc ion binding. The transcript has a single exon. Lineage: Eukaryota; Fungi; Ascomycota; Saccharomycetes; Saccharomycetales; Saccharomycetaceae.
AUGGUUGGCAAGGUUUUGUCGAAUAACGAAGGCCAGAUAAUGCAGCCUGUAAUAACAACUGGUCCACCUCCUUCUACAACAAGUACGAAACGCGGUGAAAGAGUUACCAACGGUUCAAACGCCAUUAAAUCUAAAAAAAAGGUGGCAAAGACUCCUAGGAAAAAGACUAAUGUCGCAUGUAUAAAUUGCUCUAAAUGGCACGUUUCAUGUGAAGCUCAGAGACCAUGUUCAAGAUGUAUCAAGAAGGGACUCAAAGACACAUGUAUUGAUGCACCAAGGAAGAAAAGUAAAUAUCUGGCUGGGAUCCCUAAUAAAGAUCUACCAAUACCUAUACGAGCUACUGAAUCAUCAUCCAUGAAUCAAGAACUACGAUUGCAACAGCAACAACAACAACAGCAACUGUCCAUGCAACGGUCGCAACAAUCAGAACAACAGCAUUUCUCAAACCCACAACAUAUAAUUCAUAGAUCGAAAUUUAUGUCUCAUGCUGCAGAUUCAGAAUAUUCCAUCUUAUCAAAUAUAACGAAUCAAGAUGGUGGUCUUAUAAACAAAAUUCCAAUCGAUGCCUUGUACUCUAAUAUAGAUAAUAAUUCCAACCCAAAUACAAAUACAAACACUACAGUUAAUAGUCCCUCACCAACAACUACAUUUGAUCAGGCAAAAAAUCUUACUCAAAUGUUUUCUAACCAAUCUCAGUCACAACCACCAUCACAAUAUCAUACUCCAUCACAAUCAUUCAAUGCACAAUCUCCACCACUCCGUUACCCUUCUUCGAAUUUGAACGUUUAUUCAAUUCUCUUAGGCCCCAAUUCGAAAGAGAUUAUCUCAUCAGGAAUAAACCUAUUCAAUAAUCAUUUCCCAUUAAUUCCAGUGCCGAAAUCAAAAAUAAAUUAUAUUCAAGAAAGUAAUAGGAUUAUCACUACAAAUACAAACACGGUCACCGCAGAUGACUCAAAUAGAAUUGACACUAAUAACAUGCGUGAAAGUAGUGAUAAUAUUAUAACUUUAAAUUUUAAAAGAUUAGUACCAUUGGAUCCAUCAAAGAGAGGUUCAAGAGAAAUACAAUACAACAAACAAAUAAACCAAUAUUAUUUAAAUAAAUCGACCACAAUGUUUCCAGAAGUGACUGGUAAAUUUAAAACAAAACGGAAUGUUCACUCAUCAUCACAUCCGCCAUCAUGGUCCACAAUAUCAUUUGCUUUAGAAUGUGAAUCACCUGAUAACAUUCAGCCUAAAAACAAUGUUGAUUGGGAACAUUCUCUUCGAUAUUCUACACCAAUGGAAAUAUACAAACUAAUCAAUGAACCCUUUUCACAUACGAUGGGGUUCCAUCAUUUAUUAUUAUAUUUAAAAUCAAGAUUCAAUCAAAAUGAUUUGGUACAAAUGUGUAUCUCCAUGGCAGAAUUCCGUCCCAUUUUCAUUGCAUGUUCUGUCACUUUAACUGAAGAAGAUAUGAUAUUUAUGGAACAAUGUUAUCAAAGAACUUUAUUAGAAUAUUCAAAAUUCAUUGAACAAAUUGGGACCCCCACAUGUAUAUGGAGACGAACGGGACAAAUUUCAUAUGUUAAUGAAGAAUUUGAAAUCUUGACUGGUUGGACUAAAGAUGAAUUAUUAAAUAAGAUGACAUUUCUUGUAGAGAUAUUAGAUGAUGGUAGUGUUAGAGAUUAUUUUAAAACUUUCUCAAAUGUUGCAUAUAAGGAUUUCAAAGGGAGUGAAAUUAUGAAUCAUUGUGGUAUAUUGACCCCCAUUGAAGGUGUUGUAAUUGAAUGUUGUUGCAUAUGGACUUUGAAAAGAGAUAUUUCAGGGUUACCACUUAUGAUAUUGGGAAAUUUCAUGCCUAAACUGGGAUAA